UCCUCAAGAACAAAAAAACCCCACAUAUAUAAAAACUUACUUCUUCUCUUCAAAUUUCUCUGUUUCAACACAAUCUCAUCAACCCCAUCAUCAAAAACACAUUUAGGAUUCCACCAAAGACAAGUAGUGUUCUACACAACAACCAACAACAAAAGAAGCAGCAACAAGAGAAGCGGAAACAACAAUAAUACCGGCCGCUAUGUAAUAACAUGCGCGGCCGGAGACACGGUGGUGAUUGGUCUUGCCGCAGACUCGGGCUGCGGCAAGAGUACCUUCAUGAGAAGGCUAACAAGUGUGUUCGGGGGCGCCGCGGAGCCGCCCAAGGGCGGAAACCCGGACUCGAACACACUUAUCAGUGACACAACCACCGUGAUAUGCUUGGAUGAUUACCAUUCAUUGGAUAGAACUGGAAGAAAAGAGAAGGGUGUGACUGCACUUGAUCCAAGAGCCAAUGAUUUUGACCUCAUGUAUGAACAAGUUAAGGCUCUUAAGGAAGGAAUUGCAGUUGAGAAACCUAUUUACAACCAUGUCACUGGUCUCUUGGAUCCACCAGAAGUCAUCAAACCUCCCAAAAUCUUGGUCAUUGAAGGUUUGCAUCCAAUAGAGACAUGGCAGAGCGUGGACACAGUCUUGAAAGCAUCAAGGCUAGCAUUGAAGCAAGGAAGCCUGAUUUUGAUGCCUAUAUUGAUCCUCAAAAGCAAUAUGCAGAUGCAGUGAUAGAAGUGUUGCCAACUCAGCUGAUCCCAGAUGACAAUGAAGGGAAGAUUCUAAGAGUGAGGCUGAUACAGAAAGAAGGGAUUAAACACUUUAGCCCUGUUUAUUUGUUUGAUGAUGGUUCCACCAUUUCUUGGAUUCCAUGUGGAAGGAAGCUUACAUGCUCUUACCCUGGCAUCAAAUUCUUCUAUGGACCUGAUACUUACUUUGGAAAUGAGGUGUCAGUUGUAGAAAUGGAUGGUCAAUUUGACAGAUUAGAUGAACUAAUAUACGUAGAGAGCCAUCUAAGCAACCUGUCAACAAAGUUCUAUGGAGAAGUGACUCAACAGAUGUUGAAGCAUGCUGACUUCCCUGGAAGCAACAAUGGCACUGGUCUCUUCCAAACCAUUGUUGGUCUCAAGAUUAGAGACUUAUAUGAACAGAUCAUAACCUCCAAGGCUGAGACCCCUGUUGGAGCAGCUAAGGCUUAGAUCCAUUUCAUAUAUAUACAGCCAUUGAAUUUGAUGAUAUCAUUAGAUGAAAUCAAUCAUUUUCUUCUUCUUUUAAUCAAUGUUGGCUUCUUGUUUUGGUGAGAUCUUCUUCAUAAUGUAAAACACUCUUCUGUAUGUAUCUAUCUAUAUAUAUAUAUGUAUGUAUGUACAAUUAUCUUAUCUCUUGUAACUCAUAAUAUCUAGAAAAUAAAAAAAGUUAAAAACAAAA
Molecule: messenger RNA, 1413 nt
Organism: Arachis ipaensis
Lineage: Eukaryota; Viridiplantae; Streptophyta; Magnoliopsida; Fabales; Fabaceae
Source: RefSeq, a predicted model, not a curated record